GCGCUCGUGGCGAAACCAUCAGCUGUCGCUCGUACCCACGCUCUGCGCGCCUCACCUCGCACUACCAUUUUUCCAUGGCGGCAGCGGCUGCUCACCUCCUCUCUUCCCCACCCGUCACAUCCGGCCGACCUCCACGGCCAAGCCUAUGGCAUCACCGCCGCACCGGCACACACCAGACCGAAGCUACCAGGAGCAUAUCCUGCCGCGCGACACUUGGCCCCGAUGCCCCCCUGUCCGCGCUCGCCGCCCCCGGACCGGCAGCCGCCACGGGGAGGACGUACCUGCGGGAGCACUCCUGCCUCCUCUUCCCGUCUCCGCGCGGCCGCCGCCCGCUCGCCGUGGUCAAGUUCCUCGGCGGCGCCUUCAUCGGGGCCGUCCCCGAGGCGACAUACGGCUACCUGCUGGAGCUCCUGGCGCAGGAGGGCUUCCUAGUGGUGUGCGUGCCGUACAACGUCACCUUCGACCACGCGGCCGCCGCGCGGGAGGUCUUCCAGAGCUUCCACGGCUGCUACGACGAGCUCCUCGCGUCGGGGCUGCCAGAGGCUGGGAUAAGCGCAAUGGACAUCGCGGGGCUCCCGCUAUACUCCGUUGGCCACAGCAAUGGGGCGCUGCUUCAGCUGUUGGUGGGGAGCUACUUCUCGGAAAAGAUACCAAAGGCUAAUGCCAUUGUCUCAUUCAACAAUAGGCCCGCUUCGGAGGCUGUUCCUUACUUUGAGCAGAUAGGCCCACUAUUUAGUCAACUAAUGCCUAUGAUGGAGGCAUCACCUGUAUACUCCGUGGCAAGAGAUGCAUCAGGGGGCGCAUGGAAGGCUCUAUUUGAUUUAGCUGGAGGUUUGAUACAAGAGUAUGAUCGAGAAGCUAUGGCAUCUGUGAGCAAAUUUGUUGAUCAGUUACCCUCUGUAAUGAAUCAGGUUACGGAAGGUGUAUCUGAAUUCAAACCAACGCCGCCUGAGAACCGUGAAUUCUGCAAGAACUCCUACAGUGUACCAAAUACAUUAUUGGUGAAAUUCAGCGUCGAUGCUAUUGAUGAUACAGACAUAAUUGAGAACAUCUUGCAGCCUCGGGUAGAAUCAAUUAAUGGACAAGUAAAGAAGGUCACACUGUCAGGAACACAUCUAACUCCAUGUAUACAGGAUGUUAAAUGGCAGGCUGGUUCACAAUACACUCCAGCAGAUGCUCUGGCCCAGGGUUUAAAAUCAUUGGCUCUCAAUGAGACCAGGGUCCUCUCAAGAACUAUCGCUGAUUGGUUUAGAUCCAUUUAGAACCUUAGAUUCUUAAUUAUUGUAUGACUAUUGAAGUUCAGAAUGCUGCUUAUGAAGAACUGGCUGAUGCAAUUGGCUGGGUGUGGAGCAGUGGAGGUUUGCCUUUGCAAGGACACAUAAGAGUAAAUGUUAUUGCACCUACGGCUCUAAGAGAGAUGCAUUUGGACCGAAUUGAGUACGUCUAUCGUGCAAGCUCACUGGCAGUCCGUACUAGUAUUAUUAUCUGAUCAAGAUUUGGAGGUUUGGGGCAAGUCUUGGGACCCUAGUCAGACUGUGCAAUGCAUUUGACCCAAAUACCAGGAGAGCAGUGAUCAGGUAUGGCACCAGCGAGUCUGAGUUGGCCGUAUAGACCUUGCAGCAGGCAACCCUGUCCAUGCACGGCCUUCUGAUGAUUGGCAAUUUAUUGCAAUACAAUAUUUUUCUGUAUAGGUGUUACAUUUGGGACAAUUUUUGUGUACUUUGUUUAAUUGUGAGGAUGCUUGUAAUGAGCACUUGGUGCAAAGAAAAGCUGUUG
Lolium perenne is the source of this 1776-nucleotide messenger RNA. RefSeq lists its product as uncharacterized. Lineage: Eukaryota; Viridiplantae; Streptophyta; Magnoliopsida; Poales; Poaceae. The record is from RefSeq and is a predicted model, not a curated record.